Molecule: messenger RNA, 1000 nt
Organism: Gossypium raimondii (Peruvian cotton)
Lineage: Eukaryota; Viridiplantae; Streptophyta; Magnoliopsida; Malvales; Malvaceae
Product: heavy metal-associated isoprenylated plant protein 39
Exons: 3
Coding region: 346-762 (138 amino acids)
Molecular function (GO): metal ion binding
Source: RefSeq, a predicted model, not a curated record
ACUAGUUUUUUCACUUCCUUCAAAUAUCAGUGCUCUCUUUUUUCGCUCUUAUUUUGUUGGCUUUACGUUUCUAUUUUCAACAUUCUCAUUUAUUUUCCUUCAAAUCUCUCCUUCGCUCACCCUUCUAUCAAAGCUUCUCUCAUUCUUUCGAACUCUGCUAUUCUCACAGAAGAUAAUUAAGAAAAAGAAGGAAGUCAAAUACAAAUGAAGGUCUGCUUCCUAUGUUGGGUUCUGUUUUGUUACCUUUAUUAGAAGGUUGUUUUGAAGUUGGAUUUGCAUGAUGACAGAGCCAAGCAAAAGGCUUUAAAGACGGUCUCAACUCUUUCAGGAAUUGAUUCCAUUGCCAUGGAUAUGAAGGCAAAGCAGUUGACAGUGAUUGGAACAGUUGAUCCAGUAAACGUGGUGAGCAAAUUACGCAAGUACUGGCCAACUGACAUAGUAUCAGUGGGGCCAGCAAAAGAGCCAGAGAAGAAGGAGCCAAAGAAGGAAGAACCCAAGAAAGAGGAGGAGCCAAAGAAAGAAGAACCCAAGAAGGAAGAAGAGCAGAAGAAAGAAGAGCCUAAGAAGGAAGAACCAAAAAAGGAAGAACCCAAGAAAGAGGAAGAGAAGAAGAAGGAAGAGGAGAAAAAGCCACUGCCAUUGCCACCCCCAGACCCUGUUUUGGAGCUUGUCAAGGCCUACAAGGCCUACAAUCCUCAUAUGACCACUUACUACUACGUUCAAAGCAUGGAAGAGAAUCCCAAUGCUUGUGUUAUUUGUUAACCAAGGCUUUCGGGGAAAAUGGCGAGGGAAAGAUAACUUUCUCUAAUUGGUGAUGGAUUUGAAUGUCAUCAAUGAGACUAGGAGGUAAACCAAAGAAGACAACUCCUUUGUACAUUAAUCCUUUUUUUUUUUCAUGUAUAAGUAAUGUGUUGUGCUUUCCUUGAAAAACAAAAGUAAUGUGUUGUGUAGAGACUAGAGUGAAUAAACGAAAUUUUGGAAUUUGUUUUGAACCCAUCAA